Molecule: messenger RNA, 717 nt
Organism: Homarus americanus (American lobster)
Lineage: Eukaryota; Metazoa; Arthropoda; Malacostraca; Decapoda; Nephropidae
Exons: 3
Coding region: 97-561 (154 amino acids)
Cellular component (GO): extracellular region
Molecular function (GO): peptidase inhibitor activity
Source: RefSeq, a predicted model, not a curated record
GGAAAUUCAGGCGAAGACAGAGGAGCAGCGUGGGGAGGCGUGGUGGGUAUAUAAACCCAGGCAACGCAGCGUCCCCACACAGCUCUCACUACUACGAUGAAGAGACUACAAGUUGUACUGGUGACGGUGGUAGUGGCGGCGGUGUGGGCACAAGGUCAGGAGGCAAAGGAUCCGGUAGUCCCUAGAACAGGAUUAUUCCCUGGAUUUACAAGUGGAAUACCUGGUCAUGGCACUGGAGCAGGUCAUGGAGGCGUGAUAGGUGGAGUGGUCCACCCAGAAAUCGUGCCGGUCCACCCUGAUGGUCUGGACUGUCGGCCGGACAGUCUCACCCCACACACUCAACAGUGCCGGUACUCCCAAUACGACCAGUACAGCAACCGUUACUUAUGCUCCAGGAACCAGAAACCACAGUACCAGUGCCCAAGAAUGCGACUUGAGUGCCCAAACUUCCUUCGCAAUCAAUUACCUCAAAUAUGUAAUACUGACAACGAUUGCCCAGGUGUUGAGAAGUGCUGCUGUGACAUCUGUCUUCCCCAUUAUGUCUGCAAGCAGCCCCGCUAGAAGACCUGUCAUGGAAAACUGGAAUUAAGGGUUUACGUUCUAAGUGACCCUGAACUUAUGUCGACUAUUUAGCAUUUGAUGUUUCUGAAUCUAAAGUUGGCUUUGUUUGAUAUGUCUUCUGUAUUAUGAGAUUAACAAAUAAAUGACGAAAGUAAA